AUGAACUUAGACACAGUACGAAGGCAGGCGCAUCGCGUCGCAUCAAGAGGUGCCGGUGAUGGCGCCCUCAACUACAAUCCGUUCGCUCGAACGCGAUCCAGGGACUCGCAAGGCGAUAUAGAGAAUCCGGUAUAUCGAACGAGAUCAACACGUUCGGAGAACCACGUCACGCCAGCUAUCGAAGAACAAAGGCGGCUAGAAAGCAGAGAGGCAGGCAAAGAGUUUGGAGCGCCUGGCCAUCAUAACACUGAGCCUUCUGCUUCGUCACCAACCUAUGCUGCUACUUCAUCGACCAUUCCCGAGUCAUCAGUGGAGAAGGAGACGAUCCCAGAGACAAAUGGAAUCAUCAAGGACUCCAGUGACAGCACAGUUGUCGGCUCAACCCGCCAGAACAGCAACGGUCCCACAAAACGAGCCAAGUUCAAGACCAUCUUCCGAAAAGACCAUGCAGACCACGACGAAGGCGCGGAACUAGAUCGAGUAGAGUCCGAGCAACUAUCGCUAGAAGAGAGGAAGAAGAAGGCCUAUAAGAAGAAGAUUCCAGUCGGCGCACAAAUCCGCUUUGUCCUUUUCGGAGCCUGGAUCAAUGUCUUGCUCAUCAUGGUUCCAGUUGGUUUCGCCGUCUACUACGCCCGUCUGGACCCAGUUCCGGUCUUCAUCAUCAACUUCGUCGCCAUCAUUCCCCUCGCGGCUAUGCUGAGCAGUGCGACGGAAGAAUUGGCCAUCAGGGUAGGGGAGACGCUAGGAGGAUUGCUGAACGCCACUUUUGGAAACGCCGUUGAACUGAUCGUCUCCGUCCAGGCUCUGAUCAAGAAUGAGAUUACCAUUGUCAAGACCUCCCUUAUCGGCAGCAUGUUGUCCAACUUGUUGCUCGUCCUGGGUAUGUCGUUCUUCUUAGGAGGCAUCAACCGGCUGGAGCAAUUCUUCAACGUGACAGUCGCGCAGACUGCAGCGUCUCUGCUCGCUCUCUGUAUUGCGUCGCUCAUCAUUCCGACCGUAUUCCACAACAUGAUUGCCGAGGACAGCAUUGUAGAGGGCGACGCGGCAAAGAACCAAGAACUAUCCCGAGGAACUGCCGUCAUCCUUCUUUUUGUCUACGCCUGUUACUUGGCUUUUCAGCUCAAAACUCAUGCUAGUAUGUAUAAUGAACCGAGUCAGAAAGUUCCCAAGCGCAAGUCUGGUAGGAAAGAGGAAGGUGCUGCAAACCGUGGCAUCGCAGCAAUUGGCGCCGGCACUGCUGCCGCCUCAGGUGGCGGCGUCAACGUAAAAUCGCUCUUCAAGAACCCUGACGGCUCGGACGAGGAGGAGGAAGAGGAGUUCGAAAUGCCCUCUCUCUCAGUCAUUGGCGCUCUCGUCACGCUUGCCAUCUCCACCACCUGCGUCGCCUUCUGCUCUGAGUUCAUGGUUUCCAGUAUCGAUGGACUUACCGCUACCGGUAAGGUCUCUACAACCUUCGUCGGUUUGAUCUUACUCCCCAUUGUCGGUAACGCCGCUGAGCACGCUACUGCCGUUACCGUCGCUAUCAAGGACAAAAUGGACUUGUCUAUCGGUGUCGCUGUCGGCUCCAGCAUGCAGAUUGCGCUUUUGGUCUUCCCGCUUAUUGUCAUUCUCGGUUGGAUCUUAGGCAAGGACUGCAUGACGCUCUACUUCGACACGUUCCAAAUUGCAACUCUGUUUGUAUCGGUAUUGCUUGUCAACUACCUUAUUCAGGAUGGCAAAUCUCAUUGGCUCGAAGGUAUUCUGCUCAUGGCAAGUUACAUUAUCAUCGCUCUCGCUGCCUGGUUCUACCCGAAUAUCAACGAGAACCAGUGUUAG
Messenger RNA from Cucurbitaria berberidis CBS 394.84, 1815 nucleotides. Its product is annotated as calcium/proton exchanger. Gene Ontology annotation, cellular component: fungal-type vacuole membrane. Gene Ontology annotation, molecular function: calcium:proton antiporter activity. The coding region runs from base 1 to 1815 and encodes 604 amino acids. NCBI's taxonomy places the organism in Eukaryota, Fungi, Ascomycota, Dothideomycetes, Pleosporales, Cucurbitariaceae. The transcript is spliced from 3 exons. The record is from RefSeq and is a predicted model, not a curated record. Gene Ontology annotation, biological process: intracellular calcium ion homeostasis; calcium ion transmembrane transport.